Messenger RNA from Orycteropus afer afer, 1146 nucleotides. It is a transcript of the gene TNFAIP8, whose product is annotated as TNF alpha induced protein 8. The record is from RefSeq and is a predicted model, not a curated record. Gene Ontology annotation, cellular component: cytoplasm. Gene Ontology annotation, biological process: regulation of apoptotic process. NCBI's taxonomy places the organism in Eukaryota, Metazoa, Chordata, Mammalia, Tubulidentata, Orycteropodidae. Gene Ontology annotation, molecular function: cysteine-type endopeptidase inhibitor activity involved in apoptotic process.
AGGUCGCCUCCGCCCAGUGACGGACUGGGGCGCGCGGCUUCGGGGGCGGACUCCUGCCGCCCAGCGGAGACGCGAUUCGUCACUGUAGCAGAACUUUCCCCCUGAAAAUCCCUGCACCAGAACCAGCCCUCCCGCCUCGGGCAGGUUUUGAUUUUAGUGGUUUUCCUUCCUUUUAUUUUCUGUCGGGGUGCGAGUUUUGGCUGCGGAACGAACUUGCAGCUCAUCUGAGUACAUGUCAGUGGUAAUCUCUCCUGCAGCGGCUUACCCUGACACCAUGCACUCCGAAGCAGACGAAUCCAAGGAAGUGGCCACAGAUGUGUUUAAUUCCAAAAACCUGGCUGUUCAGGCACAAAAGAAGAUCUUGGGUAAAAUGGUGUCCAAAUCCAUUGCCACCACCUUAAUCGAUGACACAAGUAGCGAGGUUUUAGAUGAGCUCUACAGAGUGACCAAGGAGUACACCCAAAACAAGAAAGAGGCAGAGAAAAUCAUUAAAAACCUCAUCAAAACAGUCAUCAAGCUGGCCAUUCUUUACAGGAAUAAUCAGUUUAAUCAAGAUGAGUUGGCACUCAUGGAGAAAUUUAAGAAGAAAGUUCAUCAGCUUGCUAUGACCGUGGUCAGCUUCCAUCAGGUGGAUUACACCUUUGACCGCAAUGUGUUGUCCAGGCUGCUAAAUGAAUGCAGAGAGAUGCUCCACCAGAUCAUUCAACGCCACCUUACCGCAAAGUCACAUGGACGGGUUAAUAACGUCUUUGAUCAUUUUUCAGAUUGUGAAUUUUUGGCUGCGUUGUAUAAUCCCUUUGGAAACUUUAAACCCCACUUACAAAAACUCUGUGAUGGUGUCAACAAAAUGUUGGAUGAAGAGAACAUAUGAGCAUAUGAGUUAAGAUUGUGACUGCUGGUGAUUUAUCUGAAGAUGGAGCACUGCUGAUUUAUGAAGGAAUAAAGAAUUUUUUAAAGAUUACACAUAUUUCAGAUAGACUUUGCCCGGUUCAAUUGUCAAGCAUUAAUGAAGGUGCUUUUAUGGGGCUUGUUUUAUUAAGAAAAGCAUAUUUCCAAAAAUUCUAGUUAAAACUUCCUAACAGUUAACAGAUCAGUGGAUGGUUGGAUAAUGCAACUAUAGAGUUAUACAAAUAUAUAUAUAUAUAU